GCGUGGGGACGUGGGUGGAGGUGGGUGCCUGGACAUACCACUACAGUGACCGAGGGGACUACACGUGGGAGCAGGCCAGGAACUACUGCCAGACCUUCUUCACUGACCUGGUGGCGAUCCAGAACAAGUGGGAGAUCGAGUACCUCAACAAGAGCCUGCCCUUCCACGGGCGCUACUACUGGAUCGGUAUCCGCAAGCUGAGUGGCACCUGGACCUGGGUGGGCACCAGGAAGGCACUGACGAAGGAGGCAGAGAACUGGGCAGCCGGGGAGCCCAACAACCGCCGCUCCAACCAGGACUGCGUGGAGAUCUACAUCCAGCGGCAUCAGGAGUCGGGCAAGUGGAACGAUGAGCCCUGCAGCCGGAAGAAAAAGGCGCUGUGCUACCAGGCCUCCUGCCAGCCCUUCCCGUGCAGCCAGCAUGGCGAGUGCGUGGAGACCAUCGGGAGCUACCGCUGCGAGUGCCACCCCGGCUUCUACGGCCCUGAAUGUGAGAAUGUUGUGCAGUGCGCCGAGCUCGAGCCCAAGGGAGCACGCAUGAACUGCAGCCAUCCCUAUGGAGACUUCAGCUACAACUCCACCUGCAUGUUUGGGUGCCAGGAGGGGUUUGAGCGGCGAGGAGUGGGCACGCUGCGAUGCCUGGCUUCCCAGCAGUGGUCAGCAGACACCCCCACGUGCACAGCUGUUGCCUGCCCAGUGCUCAGCGUGCCAGACCAAGGAGAGCUGAACUGCUCCCACCUCCAUGGGGACUUCGCCUUUGGCUCCAUAUGUGCCUUCUCCUGCCAGACAGGGUUUAUGCUGAUGGGGCCAGAGAGCCGUGAGUGCACGGCCAUGGGGACCUGGACGGGGGACACUGCACGAUGUGAAGCCAUCACCUGCCCGGUGCUCAGUGCUCCAGACCAAGGAGAGCUGAACUGCUCCCACCUGCACGGGGACUUUGCCUUUGGCUCCACGUGUGCCUUCUCCUGCCAGACGGGGUUUGCACUGACGGGGCCAGAAAGCCGCGAGUGCACGGCCAUGGGGACCUGGACAGGGGACUCCCCACGAUGUGAAGCCAUCACCUGCCCAGUGCUCAGUGCUCCAGUCCGAGGACAGCUGAACUGCUCCCACCUCCACGGGGACUUCACAUUCAGCUCCACGUGUGCUUUCUCCUGCCAGACGGGGUUUGCACUGACAGGGACAGAGAGCCGCGAGUGCACAGCUAUGGGGACCUGGACAGGGGACUCACCACAAUGCAAAGCCAUUGCCUGCCCAGUGCUCAGUGCUCCAGAUCGAGGAGAGCUGAACUGCUCCCACCUCCACGGGGACUUCGCCUUUGGCUCUACAUGUACCUUCUCCUGCCAGACAGGGUUUGAAUUGAUGGGGCCAGAGAGCCGUGAGUGCACGGCCAUGGGGACCUGGACAGGGGAUGCCCCACGCUGUGAAGCCAUCACCUGUCCGGUACUCAGUCCUCCAGACCAAGGAGAGCUGAACUGCUCCCACCUCCACGGGGACUUCGCCUUUGGCUCCACAUGUGCCUUCUCCUGCCAGACAGGGUUUAUGCUGAUGGGGCCAGAGAGCCGCAAGUGCACAGCCAUGGGGACCUGGAUGGGGGACUCCCCACGCUGUGAAGCCAUCACCUGUCCGGUACUCAGUCCUCCAGACCAAGGAGAGCUGAACUGCUCCCACCUCCACGGGGACUUCGCCUUUGGCUCCACAUGUGCCUUCUCCUGCCAGACAGGGUUUAUGCUGAUGGGGCCAGAGAGCCGCAAGUGCACAGCCAUGGGGACCUGGAUGGGGGACUCCCCACGCUGUGAAGCCAUCACCUGCCCAGUACUCAGUGCUCCAGACUGGGGGGAGCUAAACUGCUCCCACCUGCACGGGGACUUUGCCUUUGGCUCCACGUGUGCCUUCUCCUGCCAGACGGGGUUUGCACUGACAGGGCCAGAGAGCCGCGAGUGCACAGCCAUGGGGACCUGGACUGGGGACAUCCCGCAAUGCGAAGCCAUCAGCUGCCCGGUGCUGGACCCCCCAAGCAGAGGCCAGCUGAGCUGCUCCCACAUGCACGGGAACUUCACAUACAACUCCACAUGCACCUUUUCCUGCGAGGAGGGGUUUGUUCGGAUGGGAGCAGAGGUGCUCCAGUGUGUGGCCACAGGGAACUGGACCAGACUUCCCCCUGUCUGUGCAGAGGACAGUGCCCCCUUCUUAAAGCAAGUCCUGGCUUACAGCAGCGGUACGGCUCUGGCGGUAGCUGGCAUCAUGCUCUCGGGGAUGCUCAUUGCCCUCCUUGCCAAGCGGCUUAGCAACAGAGAGGAGAAGAAGAAGCUCCUAAACCCCACCAGUGACUUAGGAUCGCCGGGCAUCUUCACCAACGCAGCGUAUGAUGCCAACCUGUAA
This is a messenger RNA of Leptosomus discolor (cuckoo roller), 2378 nucleotides long. The record is from RefSeq and is a predicted model, not a curated record. Lineage: Eukaryota; Metazoa; Chordata; Aves; Leptosomiformes; Leptosomidae.